Molecule: messenger RNA, 1280 nt
Organism: Choloepus didactylus (southern two-toed sloth)
Lineage: Eukaryota; Metazoa; Chordata; Mammalia; Pilosa; Megalonychidae
Product: proline-rich receptor-like protein kinase PERK2
Exons: 2
Coding region: 191-970 (259 amino acids)
Source: RefSeq, a predicted model, not a curated record
UGCAGGGGAAGGGGCUGCGGUCCUGGGUGCCGAGGAUCCAACGCGGUGAAGCGAAGGACUGAAACCUCGGGUCCAAGGGGUGAUCCCCUGCGCUCCAGCCCAGCUCCGAGGGCGAGUGGGCUAGAGGGCAGUAACAGGACCGGGGCUAGAUGCGCGCAGACCUCGCAGAGCAAGGCCCCAGGGAGCAGGGAUGCGGCCCCGUACAGGGCCCACCGCCCUGGAGUGCAAACGGCUGUCCGCUGCGGCAAGUAGAUGGAGACCUCCCUGGCAGGAUUCAGGGACUCCGGGUUUCUCGCUAACGCAGGCGUUCCCACCUUCAGCACGCCCCUCCCAUUCCCCUCUUAGCGCCUGCAGCAGCUGGUUCUCUCCAGUCGGCACCGCCCCCCUCCACCUCCCGCCCACCUGUCUUCACCCCGCGCAGAGGUUCCCAAGGCAACGGGCGCUCGGUGGCUUCCCAUCUCAGCCCUUGUCCGAGAACAAUCCCCUCUCCUGCUCCCCCUUCCGAGGGGAGCCCGCAAGCUCCGUCCAGAAGCGGCCGCGCGCCCCCUCCCCGCCACCGAGGCAGGUCGUAACUCCCUCUCCCUGCACUGACUCCUCCUUCCCCGGCGUCCUGCAUCCUCUCUCCUCCCUCCUACUCCGGCUCGGGCCCCGACCACGCAGUCUGGGAGCCACCGGCGGAAUGCCCCAACAGCCCUUUGUCUGUGUUUGCACGUUACUGGCCUCCAUCUCCACUCCCCAGACUUCAGUUUUCGGAGCCAGCCUCCCGCCCUUACGUUCACGUACCCGCCGCACCCCCAACCACCCGGGCAACGCGAAUGCUCCGGCGCCUCCCGGCUCUUUCUCCCAAUUAGUGUUCGGCCGGGGAUGCCAAACUUCCUGUCUCCAGCGGACGCAGCCUCCGGCCGCGGCGACCCGGCCCGCCCCCUCCCGGCCGCGCUCACCGUGGCAUCCUGCCCCGCAUAGUGGCUGAUGACCCGGGAGCCCCCCGGGUGCCGGCGGUUGAACUCGCUGAUGUUGUACACCUUGCGGUCAAUCACCAGCCACCGCUCCUUCUCGCGCCCGGAGCGCCGCGCCACCUCGUCCCAGAGUUUGCAGACGAUGACGACAGGAUCAGUCAACUCUCGCCUCCUCCGCCAAGCGCUCAACCUGUUGUGCGGCGUGAAGAAUUCUUGGAUUUGUCUUGUAAAAAGCAUAAUUAUAGUUUAUUGGGCUUGGGGUGUGGGGGAGUUGUUAAUGCUCUGAUUUGCUCAAUAUAACAUUUAAAAUGGCCCACAAUUCUG